AUGGAGGCUCUUCCAGAGUGGUUGGGUAACCUUACAUCUCUUAUCAACCUGCAUAUUUGGGACUGUAAGAAUCUGAUGCGUAUGCAACGCCUCACCAAAUUAGAAACGCUAUCGAUUAGUGGAUGUCCCAGUCUAGCGGAAAGAUGUGCCAAGGAGAGCGGCCCAGAAUGGCACAUGAUUUCUCACAUCCCACGUAUAACAGUUGACGGAGUUGACCUGCCUAAAGAAUCGGAAUCUUCAAGUGAUGAUUCGACUCACUCAAAGCCUCACCAAACUAGCACAUUUGUUGGUUUUCAGAAGGAUCUUACUCAAUUGGAAGAACAAGUGAUGCGCAAAAGGUGCAAACUUAGUGCAGAGUCAUGUGUAGCGACUAGCUGGAAAAGUUUACACCAACAAUUAGAUAUGUUAUCAGUGAUAUCAAACCUUAACACUUGUAUACCUACUGUCAUCACUUGA
Molecule: messenger RNA, 456 nt
Organism: Prunus armeniaca (apricot)
Lineage: Eukaryota; Viridiplantae; Streptophyta; Magnoliopsida; Rosales; Rosaceae
Source: the annotation of a GenBank genome assembly